Chara braunii is the source of this 1238-nucleotide messenger RNA. The record is from the annotation of a GenBank genome assembly. Lineage: Eukaryota; Viridiplantae; Streptophyta; Charophyceae; Charales; Characeae.
AGCUUUGAUUGUUGAGCAGCCUAAGCUGGCCUAGCACGGACGCUGUUUCCUGACGGUUUGCUGACACCUUUGGCAUUUUCGGUGGUGCGUAGCCCCGGAGGUGACGUGACUAUGACUAAUGGAGGCUACCGUGGAUCCGGUCGCGAUCAUGAUCGGGAUCUUUAUCCGGAUAACCGCCGUAACUUUGGGCGCGAUGAUCACCGUGAGCAUAGCAGAGAUGUACGAUGUGACCGAGCGAGGGAGCACGAGCGCGGCCCGUAUUACGAGAGAAGCCAAGACUAUUGGGAGCAACCUAGGCGGACAGCUCCUGUUUGUUUCGAGUGUGGAGAACCUGGACAUGAUCGAAAUCAAUGUCCCAGGAGAAGAAGGAGAAGGAGGAGCGGGAGAAGGAGAAGGAGGAGCGCCUUGCUGCGAAGCGCGUGAAGACCGAAAGGAGGAAAAACUACGUCGAGAUGAGAUCGCCCGUGAGAGGUUCCGUAAGGAGAUGCGAAUGCAAAUCUCCAUGGAUGUUGGAGGUCUCGGAGAGCACCUAGAGCGCAAGAUUAACCGGGUUAUUGAUCUCACUAAAGGGAACGGCAAGGUUGAGGAGGCACUCUCCGAGGAGGAAUCAUACAAAUCUGAGAACAGUGACGUUGAAGCUCUGAGCAACCAGGCGGAGAAUCUGACGAUCAAUGAGAAGCGCAAACGCGGCCCCGAAGAAGAGGUGGGAGAUAGCCCACCCAUGGAAACACCUGCGAAGCGCUCCGCCAAACGCGGGACGUUGGAUCCCGUACGGCUUACCAAGCGGUUACAGCUGAGUUGUCGCCGACCACCUCUCAAGAAGACGCCUCCGAGGAAGACACCGCGACGAAGCGUGGGGAAGAACAAGAUUCCAGCAGCAGCUGGACCGAUGGGGACGCUGAGGUUUGUUACGGAGAACCUGAAGGCACUCGGGAAUACGAUGAUGGACCAGCUAAAGGAGACUUGUCGUUUGGAAGAUGUUCAGUACGUGUCUAAGAAGAUGGAACGAUUCUGGCUAUUGCCGAUAAGCGGACACAGAUUGCCUACGGAUCGGACCAUGAUGCUGCCAAGGUGGAGGCCGUGGAGCAUGACGAUCUGGUCGCUGCUACCGCUGAAGACACCAAGUCAGAUACCGAGGAGGAUGUGGAACCUUGAAGCGUUGGGCAGCUUUGGAGUCUUUGUCGGGCUGUGAUACAGGUCCGAAGGGAAUCCCCCUUCGACCCUUACCUUGGAGCGAC